Ostreococcus tauri is the source of this 2063-nucleotide messenger RNA. RefSeq names its product unnamed product. Lineage: Eukaryota; Viridiplantae; Chlorophyta; Mamiellophyceae; Mamiellales; Bathycoccaceae. The record is from RefSeq and is a predicted model, not a curated record. The transcript has 2 exons. The annotation marks the transcript as partial.
CGAAGAAGGUCGUGGUGCAGAAGAAGCAAGUGCGCAAGGUUCGUAGCUCCAAGGGCAAGCCCGUGGCCGUCUCCAAGAAAGCCACGCCGGCCGCCGCCGCGAAGACGGCGGGUGUGAAGAAGCCGGUUCGCAAGGUGCGCGCUAAGCAAGCCACACCGAUAGCUCCGUUGCCUGCCGUCACGCAAGCAGCCACGACCGCUGAUCCUAGUACGUCGGCACCGGUAGUACAGAAGCAAGACGAUCCGGUACGCAAGGUCCGCAGCACGAAAAGGACGCCGGUCGCCAUCGCUCCCUCGACCCCGGCGCCGACGUCGAUGCCUGCCGCACCUACUAUCCCGACCGCUCCCACUCCAGCUCCUGUUGCGGCGAAGAAGGUUACUGCGUUCAAGGCUCGGAUUGAUGCCCAGCAACGCGCUGAGCGCGAAAAGGCGCAAGCACAGGCGCAAGCUGACCGUGAGAAGGCGCAAGCACAAGCACAAGCGGAGCGGGAAAACGCGAUCGACGGUGCUGAGAAGGCGGCUGAGAAGGCUCGGGCGCAAUCACAGGCGGAUCGAGAAAAACUCAAGGCUCAACGUGAGAAGGCACAAGCACAAGCUCAAGCCGAACGCGCUCGCCAGCAAGCGAAGCAACAAGCUGAACGCGAGAAGGCACGAGCUCAAGCCACGAUGGCGCGCGCUGCCAAGUCUGGCGUCGCCGCCAAGACGGAGCGACUCGCAGAGAAGAAGCAGGCUCAGCUCAAGGCUGCUAAUGUGCAGCAACGAACGAAUGAGAAGAGGCGGGUGGAACAAAGUCGUACUCGUGUCGAAGCCGUGACGAAGGAAGUCAGCAAAGAAGCUGCCGCGAGAAAGGCGGCGCGAGAGGCAAAGAUUAAGUCGCAGAAGGCUGCUGAGGCCUCCAAGGCUGCCGCCCGGGCCGCCGCCAAGGCGAAGAUGGAAGCCGCCAUGAACAGCGACAAGGCGUCCAAACAAGCUGCAGCUGCUGCCGCGGCCGCAGAACGUGAGGCGGCGCGAGCUCAAGCUGCGGCGGAGCGCGAGUCGCAAGCCGCAGACAAGGCGUUAGACAAGGAAGUUCAGGCGAGCGCCCCGCCGACCACGCAGGCCACCCCCGCCCCGACGUCGAUCCCGGUGCCUUCUUCGCCGGCACCGGUCAAGGUGCAAACGCAAGGCAAGCAAGCCGACAUCGCGAGGCAGCGUGAGCAAGAGCGCAAGGAGAGAGAGAGGAAGCAGGCCGAGCAGAAGCGUGAGCAAGAGCGCGCCAAGGCCUCAGCGCAACGCGAACGUGAGCGCGUCGCCAAGUCCAGCUCCUCUCAAGAUCUAAGCUUCGUCGGUGCCACCUUCAGCAAUGUCGCCGCUGUCUCCGUGGCGACCGCGGUCGCCCUCGGCGUCUUGGUGCCGAGCGUGCGACAGUCCGUUCUGCAAGGCGACCUCGAGGGGGCUGCAGAUGCGAUGUUUGAAACCAUUGAUGGGAUUGACAACUUCCCGGUGAAGGCUGCGACGGUCGGUGCGAUUGUUGCUACUGACGCUGUCGUGCACUUGCCCGUGCUCGGUGCGAUCGUUCCGGCUCCGCUCGAGUUUGUGGGAACGCUCACGGCUGUUUUACUCCUCGAGCGCUACCUCCUCGUCGGCGAAGACAAAAUCGGUAAGGAUUUCGAGUUUCUCGCCGAUAGUUUGCCGAAGAAGCUGCCGCAAGAUGUUGGUGAAGCGCUCGACCUACUCGCUCCGGUCGGUACCGCCGCGAAGAAGGCUGUGAACGCCGCCAAGGACAUCGAUGUGGAUGGCAUCACGGAGACCGCCAAGGACCUCCCAGCUUGGUUCGGCGAAAAGAACGAGAAUCCAGUGCUCGACAUCGCUGGUCCCGCCACCACGCUCACCGGUACCGUUGUGCUCGGCAACGUUGCCCACUGGCCGCUCGUAGCCAUCGCGGCGCCGCGACUCUUGGAACUCUUGGGUGCCGGCGUCGUCGUGUACAGCUUGCAGCGCUACGGAUCAACGGACUCCAAGCUCGGUAACGACCUUAAGGCCGUCCUCGAAGAGUCCAAGCGUCCGCUCAAGAAAUUGCUAUAA